AGCAAACUCCUGUUAUAAUAUUGCUCUCAGAUUAUAUACAUGAUUUUUUUUAGUGGGUUAACAUUACUUUUAUAAGUAAUAGAGCUACAUUUUUGGUCCACUUAUAGCAGUCAGUGCUGCAGCUGCUGGUGCUGACUCAAGAGGAGGAGAGGAAGCAACUUAUCACAUUAAUACAUGGAAUCUCCAUAAAGGAUGUGCAGGCACCAGCAUUCACAGUGCCUCCAAAAUAUGACAAUCAUCAUCAAGUUCCUUUGAGGAAUGGCUGUAUUAAAAGGCUGCAUCAAAUUCAUGCUUGGUUGCAGGCACACAGUGGUACUCAGAGCCCUCUACAGCAAACUAACCCUGAACCACAACCGAUGGCCCAGCUCAAAGUGCAGGCCUACAGAGAAUGGUCCCAACUUCUCCUGGAAGACUGUGCCCUGCUUCUUCUAACCCAUCUAACAGAACUUCAGGAAGUCCAAGCUUCUGCUUUACUGCAAGCGAUGAUGGAUGGGAAUGCACAGCUUCUCCAGGCUUUGCGGGAUAAAUAUAAAUCUGAAUUUCAAGCUCAGUGCUUUAGCAACCUGCUCCACCUCCUGAUCUCAGAUGCCCCCCUUAGUUCAGGCUCUAUGUUAAAUCCUUAUCCAAACUUUACUGAAACCAGCAGCAGCAAGCAAAUCAUAGUUCAGUCCUCUUACACUGGACAGGCAGAAGUCCAAAACAUGAGUGGGGGAUCAGCUGAAGCUGAGACGGUUGAUUCAAGCAAAAGCAGCAACAGUGUAGUGAAUGAAGUCCAAAAUGCGGAUGGGACUUACAAACACGAUUUCUGUUCAGGUUGUGGAGCAGUCAUGGAGGACCUGCCCUACUUGGAGAUCCUGUGUGUGUCAGAUGCUCGUGAGGGUCUUGCUGCAGAUGGAGGAGCCAAAGAGGAAGCAGAGGGCAGUGAAUUAAAGAGCCCCCAGAGCUGUGAGAAACAGGGCUCUUUAAUCACCCUCGCCUGGAGCAAACCACCAGAGGAUGACAUAUACAGCGCAGCAGAGCCUGCAGAUGGGUGUACAGGAGAGAUUCAGGAUGGUGCAAGAAGUCUGAAGACGCAAGCACGGCCUACACAAUGUGAUGUGUCAGAUCAAGAGAGAGAUGGAGAAGAGCUGAAACCUACUGGGUUGAAGUCUGGUACUCCAGAUCACUGUGACACACAGUCUGCAAACCAGCAGUGCAGCACAGUAGAAGAGCUGGCCUUCAGUAACAGACAAACAGCCGACCAACCAAAUGAAGGAGAAACUGUAUUUGAAUGUGGCUUACAAACACAUGCUUUGGUGGCAGAGAGCAAGGAAGCCGCACAGCCACACCCUAUGGCUGAUUCCUCUGAAGCUAACCCACAUGCAGACAACUUCUGCUAUGGGACAUGCAAGGACAUAACUAAUGCUGACAGGGAUGUGACUGAGGUGGAAACAGAGUCCAAGCAGUGGGACAUGACAGACCCUGAACUUGAUCGCUAUAAGGAGCAGAAAUACUGUCCAGAAGAAACAGUAGACUGUAGCCUGUCAGAGUGUAAGGCAAAGAAGGAAGCUUCUCUGAUGGAGAGAGAACGAGUGAGCGAACCGGUGUCUGCAAUGGAGAGAGAGAGGACAAUGCGCAACCUAGUGGACAUGCAAAGAAAAGUUGAACAAAGGCAACAGAGAGACAGAGAGAGGCAACUGCUCAGGGUUCAGGAGCGCCUGUCAAUCAUCCAGAACAGAAAGGCAGAGGAAGACCUGCUUGGCCUGAAACACACAGACAGGAUAAAGCACCUUACUCAAGAUCUACCACUGGAAGAUAAGAACAAGCAGAAGACUGUUGUGAAAGAGCGUCUGGAGCAACUCAGAAGAGAGCGCUCUUAUGUCAUGCAGUCUAAAAGAGAUAGAAAUACCACAGGGUUUAAAGAACUCCUGGGUCCAGUUGCCCUCCAGAGCAGAGACACGGAGGAUGCAGAAGACUGAGUCACAACACAGUCACAAAAAUACCAACAAAUGUACGCUUUUCUUAUUUUGAAUAUAUUGAGGCACCAAUUGUCUAAUGUGUUUAGGUUUAAUGGUGCAGAUUUUCUAUCAGCAGUAUUUCCUUUUGUUCGGGGUUGUAACAAAACUUAUACAGAAUGCUCAGAAACCAGUACAGGUUGUACAUAUGAAAACAGAACAGCUCAAUUAACUUGCAGUCAUUUAUUGUACAGUUUAAUCAUAAUCUCAACAACCAUAAGCAUCAACAAUAAUGUAAUUUACCAAUGACCCUUGUGUACAGACUAUCCCGUGGGCUAAAUUAAAUACACAAUGAGUCACAGAGGUGCGUGAUAACAGUCUACAGUGGCUCCAUUAACUUCUCUUCAUCUGAACAUAACAUUUAUUACCAUUAUGUAAGAAAAAAAGUUGUGGCUAAAGAAAGACACUGCUGUUGACUCUGAAUGCACCUGUGGAGUAGGACUGUAUUUAUUUACAGGUAUAUGGGGGUGGGACUCUUAUAACAUGUUGAGGGACAAAGGUUUGGCUAACAAGAAUAGGGAGAUAUGUAUAACAUAGAGGGUUUGGUGCAGGCUCAGUGGUUUUCCUGCAAGCCAGGAGAACUUCUCAGUCCUGGUGAGAAUAAAACUGUCCAUGUGGGGAAGAUUCUCAGCAAAUAAACAUUUUUUCUCCUUCCCUAACUUUAUAUAAUAUCCACUCACACUGCAGUCCAAUAUAAAGCAGGAAUACCUACCACCCUAAUAAGCCGGAACAUUCCACAGCAGCUCCCACACACUGAGCCACUGCAUAACACACAUACAAGUAGUAUACAAGUUUGACCUCCACUCAAAUGAACACAAAACUUCAAGUUCAGAGGUCUCAAACACACUAACCCCCCGCUUCAGACAUGCAAUUGUUUCCAUUAAUCAACUGAACUUGUCGGCUUCAUGUCUGAACAUUGAUCGUCUCUCUUCAAUAAUGGCAAGACUGUGAAUGUGCAUGUGUCUUGAAUCAGUAACGACUAUAAUUUGAAGAGUUGUAUAUGAUGCUUUUUUCCUGAUCCAGAAGAGAAAUGUUUGUCCCUGGGUGGAUGUGUUAGGGGAAGGGUACAGCUCUCCAAGGAGCACCAUGCAGUACAAAUACAGAACCUGCCCCUUUUUACACUAUUGGAGAGAACUAAACAUUCGAAAAUUUACUUGUCUUCAAUUAAAGAACCUUAACUAAAGUGCUAUACAUCUGCACAGCAUAAUUUUCUCACUUUAAAGAUUAAUGAAUGUUAUCUCUGUCUGAAUAGGGGCUUAUCAUUCACACCUACAUAGACAAAAAACAGCUUACAUAUGAGAAAAAAACAAAACAAAAAACAAAUGUGCCUGGCAGGCAGGUAACUUUAGUCAGGCCUUUAAUAUGUGUGUGUGGCAGCUAGGAACUGAACAGAACCAGCAAAUCCCAUUUUCAAAAUAUGACACGUAUAAUCAGGUUAGCGCUGAUGGGAGCAGGGCACUUUAAUAGUGGUGACACACUGAAAUUGAAACACCUGUGGUGCCAGAUGUUUAUGUAAUGUCUGGACCCUAGUUUUACACGGGCAAGCUCUUUAGCAAACGGCAGCAUGCGCUUGUGUGUAAAAGAUUUUAAACUAUACCUUUUACAAGACAGUCAACAAAAAUUGAAUUUUA
Molecule: messenger RNA, 3625 nt
Organism: Haplochromis burtoni (Burton's mouthbrooder)
Lineage: Eukaryota; Metazoa; Chordata; Actinopteri; Cichliformes; Cichlidae
Exons: 9
Coding region: 357-1958 (533 amino acids)
Source: RefSeq, a predicted model, not a curated record